AGGGGUCGGCGGGGGCGCGGGAGUACGCGAGCGGCGGGAUGGGGCAGCAGGUGGGCCGCGUCGGGGAGGCUCCCGGGCUCCAGCAGCCGCAGCCGCGCGGGAUCCGGGGCAGCAGCGCAGCCAGGCCCUCGGGCCGCAGGCGGGACCCGGCGGGGCGUACCGCAGACACCGGCUUCAACGUCUUCACCCAGCACGAUCACUUUGCCAGCUGUGUGGAGGAUGGAUUUGAGGGAGACAAGACUGGAGGCAGUAGUCCAGAAGUUUUGCACCGCCCCUACGGCUCUGACGCUGAAUCUCAGGCACUGAAUGAAGCUAUCAGGUGGAGCUCCAAGGAGAACUUGCUGGGAGCCACUGAGAGUGACCCUAAUCUUUUUGUCGCACUUUAUGACUUUGUGGCAAGUGGUGAUAACACGCUCAGUAUCACUAAAGGUGAAAAACUACGAGUCCUUGGUUACAACCAGAAUGGCGAGUGGAGUGAAGUUCGCUCCAAGAAUGGACAGGGUUGGGUACCAAGCAACUACAUCACUCCAGUGAACAGCCUGGAGAAACAUUCCUGGUACCAUGGACCCGUGUCCCGCAGCGCAGCGGAGUAUCUCCUCAGCAGCCUUAUCAAUGGCAGUUUCCUGGUUCGAGAGAGUGAGAGCAGCCCUGGGCAGCUGUCCAUCUCACUCAGGUAUGAGGGACGUGUGUAUCACUACAGGAUCAAUACCACCACAGACAGCAAGGUGUACGUGACUGCCGAGAGCCGCUUCAGCACCUUGGCAGAGCUUGUCCACCACCACUCGACGGUCGCCGACGGGCUAGUGACCACACUCCACUACCCAGCACCCAAGUGUAACAAGCCGACUGUCUACGGUGUGUCCCCUAUCCAUGACAAAUGGGAAAUGGAACGGACAGAUAUCACCAUGAAGCACAAACUUGGGGGCGGUCAGUAUGGAGAGGUUUAUGUUGGCGUCUGGAAGAAAUACAGCCUUACAGUUGCAGUGAAAACAUUGAAGGAAGACACAAUGGAGGUGGAGGAGUUCCUGAAAGAAGCUGCCGUGAUGAAGGAAAUCAAGCAUCCUAACCUAGUGCAGCUGUUAGGUGUGUGUACCCUGGAGCCGCCCUUCUACAUUGUGACGGAAUACAUGCCGUAUGGGAAUCUGCUUGACUAUCUCCGGGAGUGCAGCCGCGAGGAGGUGACGGCCGUGGUUCUGCUCUACAUGGCCACUCAGAUCUCUUCCGCCAUGGAGUACCUGGAGAAGAAGAAUUUCAUUCAUAGAGAUCUUGCUGCACGGAACUGCCUAGUGGGAGAAAACCACGUGGUAAAAGUGGCUGACUUUGGUUUAAGUAGACUGAUGACUGGAGAUACCUACACUGCUCACGCUGGAGCCAAAUUUCCUAUUAAAUGGACAGCGCCUGAGAGUCUGGCCUACAACACCUUUUCAAUUAAAUCUGACGUCUGGGCUUUUGGAGUACUGUUGUGGGAAAUUGCUACGUAUGGGAUGUCGCCAUAUCCGGGUAUUGAUCUAUCUCAAGUCUAUGACCUGCUGGAAAAGGGAUAUCGAAUGGAACAGCCUGAGGGAUGCCCCCCCAAAGUAUAUGAACUUAUGAGAGCAUGCUGGAAGUGGAGCCCUGCCGACAGGCCGUCUUUUGCUGAAACCCAUCAAGCGUUUGAAACAAUGUUUCAUGACUCCAGCAUCUCUGAAGAGGUGGCUGAGGAGCUUGGGAGAGCUGCCUCCUCGUCAUCUGUGGUUCCAUACCUGCCUCGGUUACCUCUACUUCCUUCCAAGACUCGGACCCUGAAGAAGCAGGGGGAAAACAAAGAGAAUGUAGAUGGGGGUCUUGAUGCCUCCGAGAGCCUGGCGUCCAGCUCAGCACCAGCAGGGUUCAUUAGAAGUGCACAAGCCUCCAGUGGGUCCCCAGCUCUGCCUCGAAAGCAAAGAGAUAAGUCACCUAGCAGCCUCUUAGAAGAUGCCAAAGAGACAUGCUUCACCAGGGAUAGGAAGGGAGGCUUCUUCAGCUCCUUCAUGAAAAAGAGAAAUGCCCCCGCGCCCCCUAAGCGCAGCAGCUCCUUUCGUGAGAUGGAGAACCAGCCCCACAAGAAAUAUGAACUCACGGGUAACUUCUCACCUGUUGCUUCUCUACAGCAUGCUGAUGGGUUCUCUUUCACUCCCGGCCAGCAAGAGUCGAAUCUGGUGCCAGCCAAGUGCUAUGGGGGGAGCUUUGCCCAGAGGAGCCUCUGUACUGACGACAGUGGUGGGGGUGGGGGCAGCGGCACUGCUGGGGGGGGGUGGUCUGGCAUCACAGGCUUCUUUACACCUCGCUUAAUCAAAAAGACACUGGGCUUACGAGCAGGUAAACCCACAGCCAGUGAUGACACUUCCAAGCCUUUCCCAAGGUCAAACUCUACAUCUUCCAUGUCCUCAGGGCUUCCAGAGCAGGAUAGGAUGGCAAUGACCCUUCCCAGGAACUGCCAGAGGUCCAAACUCCAGCUGGAAAGGACAGUGUCCACCUCUUCUCAGCCAGAAGAGAAUGUGGACAGGGCUAAUGACAUGCUUCCAAAAAAAUCUGAGGAAGGUGCUGCUCCAGCCAGGGAGAGACCAAAAGCCAAACUAUUGCCCAGAGGAGCCACAGCUCUUCCCCUGAGAGCCCCUGAUCCAGCCAUCACAGAGAGUGACUCUCCAGGGGUAGGGGUGGCUGGAGUGGCAGCUGCCCCCAAAGGCAAGGAGAGGAAUGGUGGGACGCGACUUGGAGUCGCUGGAGUCCCAGAGGAUGGAGAGCAGCCAGGCUGGUCCUCUCCAGCCAAGGCCAUAGCUGUCCUCCCAACUACCCACAACCACAAAGUGCCCGUCCUUAUCUCACCCACUCUGAAACACACUCCAGCUGAUGUGCAGCUCAUUGGCACAGACUCUCAGGGGAAUAAAUUCAAGCUCUUAUCUGAGCAUCAGGUCACAUCCUCUGGAGACAAGGACCGACCCCGACGGGUAAAACCAAAGUGUGCCCCACCCCCACCACCAGUGAUGAGACUACUGCAGCAUCCAUCCACCUGCUCAGACCCCGAGGAAGAGCCGACUGCCCCGCCUGCAGGACAGCCCACUCCAGAAACCCAGGAGGGAGGAAAAAAGGCAGCUCCAGGGCCAGUGCCCAGUAGUGGGAAACCUGGGAGGCCAGUGAUGCCUCCACCUCAAGUGCCUUUGCCCACAUCUUCCAUCUCGCCAGCCAAAAUGGCCAAUGGCACAGCAGGUACUAAGGUGGCCCUGAGAAAAACCAAACAGGCAGCUGAGAAAAUCUCAGCUGACAAAAUCAGCAAAGAGGCCCUGCUGGAGUGUGCCGACCUACUGUCCAGUGCAAUCACGGAACCUGUGCCCAAUAGCCAACUGGUAGACACUGGGCACCAGCUGCUUGACUACUGCUCAGGGUACGUGGACUGCAUCCCUCAGACUCGAAACAAAUUUGCCUUCCGAGAGGCUGUGAGCAAACUGGAACUUAGCCUACAGGAGCUGCAGGUGUCUUCUACAGCUGCUGGUGUGCCUGGGACAAACCCUGUCCUUAAUAACUUAUUGUCGUGUGUACAGGAAAUUAGUGAUGUGGUGCAGAGGUAGCCAUUGUCAGCCUAGUGGGAAAUGCACACAUAUCUGAGGGGAGAGGGAAAGGGACUCGUUUUCCUGUGUUCUUGUUUUUAAAAAGUGAAAGACUAAUACUUGAGUGUGUUUAUGUGAAGUACCUCAGAUCCCUGAAUUCUCACGUUUACAGGUUCAUCUCAAAAUAGCAAAAAAGGAAAUCCCAUAAGUAGAUAAGUCCAUCUGGUGGAGCGGGGCGGCGUGGACAGAGUUGGAAACUGCACUGGGAAGUAAGGGAGCAUCGUGUGUAUGUCCUAAAGUGCAGCCCCUCCCUGGCUGGACUAGCCUGUGGUGGUCCAUUGGGCUGUCUCUGUUGUUCUGUAGAUGAAAUGGGCCUUGACCUGGCAGGUCCUGGGGGUGAUUGUGCUUCAGUUCACCACUCAAAUUCGAGGAGCAGGAAAAAGCAGAGUGAGGGAUAUAGCAGAUGUCUUACUCAAGGCUGUUGGAAGUGGCUGUUGGACUUGCUUCCAUGGGUCAUUGCUGCUGUAGCAAGAACUGCAGAUUCGAUUGCUAGAAUACUAAGCUGAGAAACGUGGCCCUUUCCAUCUGCUUUUGUCCUGUUUACCAUGGGUGCAUUAGUGGGUGCAGGAAGUACAGAAUUCGAGGGACAUUUAGUCAGAUUGACACCUCUAAAACUCUUGGGGUGGUUAGCAGUCACCCCUCCCACUCUUCUAGUAUGUCACUUCCUAAUGGACCAGUGUCCACUUGCUGCUUGGUGGCUCUCUGUAAACCACGGGCACAGCGGGGCUUCUUAGUGCUUCUUCUCUGUCCCUUGCUGGGCAGGCUGUCUUCCUUUAUUUCUGACAGCAUUCAGGGCAUUACCCAGCGUCAAUGUUGAAAAUAGUGGUCACUACAGGUUCUCAUAGGGGAGACCCCCUGCCCCUGAAUACUGACAGGAUGGCCACUUGAGCAGCUAUGUAUACUCCUUUUUUCAUUAAAUACCAAGGAGAUGCAGUACCUUUUUGGGACUGGCUGGGCCCAGAGGCCUGAGACUGAGAAGAGAAGCUUGCUUGAUCCACAUGGCUACUUGCACCUUCCCCUUCCCUUAGUCCCACACUAAUCUGGGUGGACAGUGGUCUGAGAAGGCCUUUCACUAAGGGCUUGCCUCCACAGUAUUCUCACCUUCUCUUUCUCUGCUCACGGAACACGCCACCCCCUUGUCGAACUUGGUGGAGUCUGCUGGGAAUAUAUAUAUGUGUUGGGUUAUUUAUUUUGGUCUUUCACCUCUAUUUUAAGAGUGCAUUAUAGAAGGAGUGGGUUAUUUUCAGGGAGCACCAGUUAGACUAAAAAAACCUAAGGCUUUAACCUGCAAAUAGGUUUUGCCUUUGAAAAAUAGGCAUUUCCCUUCCUUAAUUACAGUUAUGGAAGCUAAUAGGGUAACAUGGAAUAGAAACUUAAUAGGAUACAAAUUGUUAAUGGUUUUGGUACUGGGUCUAAUUUUAGUUUGUUGUUGUUGUUGUUGUUGUUUUUUAACUUUGUGAACACCCCUUUCAUUCCCCAAAGAGAACCUAAUACAAAACAUCUUUUUUUUUUUUUUUUUUUUUUUUUCUUCCAAAAGAGUAUUAUUUAGGAAGAUGGGCAUUCAGCACUGAGCCAUGUUUUCUUCCUGGCUGUCAUUGAUCCACCAUCAAGUAGCCGCCCCAUCUUUUGAUCUAUUAAUUGAAGGCAAUAGCCCUCACUCUCAAGAGUGUUUUGCAGACUAAUAUGCAGCUCCCUUUGAGAGCCUCUCUGGAGAGCUCUUUACUUAGUGUUGCUACAUUGAGUCGCUUCUCAUUCUCUCUGCUGAAUCACAACUAGGAAACUUUAGAACUGCUGUGCUUACAGUAACGGGGCCAGAAUCCUAAGGGGAAGCUAGUUCAGCUUGCAUUUGGCAUCCUUGACCAAGGAAGAAAUUUAGUUUUCAUUAGAAAGAAAGGCAAUUUGGAUACUUUUCACUGCUGCUCAAAGAAGGCUCAGGGUAAGAGGAGGUUUGGAGUGGAGGAGAAGGCUCCUGCAGGUGUUAGUGUUCCCAGCUGUGGUCUGGGUCUGCACAGCAGGGAUCAGGUCACUGGCCUUCUGGUAGCUGGAAGCGAAUUUUCCCACCACCUCCUUCUUCACCACUCCCCACCAUCCUGUGCUCCCGUAAACUUGAAUCUCUUAGCAGUUAGCCUUGUAUAGGUGGGGAGGAGAAAGCUAAAAUUGGAGGCCAUUAUUAAUGCUACUUUUAAAGUUUAUCCCUGCCAUAAUGGGAUGUCAUAAGAGAUGAUUGUUGUUUUCAGGUUUUGGGUCUUGUUUUGUUUGUUGGUUGGUUGUUUGAUUUUCCCUUCAGAGUUCUGAAAACAGACUUGGAGAAACACUACUGAGUAUCUCAGCUCCCUUCUUUUCUCAGUCUGAGGGACUAAGUCAAGGCCAAGUCUCACUGAGGGCAGGCAGCACAGAUCUGUCCUGCUUCAAGUGGGUCAUCACAAAAUCCCUGAGUUGAACUGACCUUUUUCUCAACACAGUCACGAGUAGCGUUAACUGUUGUAGCACACUCCACAUGAUACGUGGGCUGCGUAGCUUUCAGGGAUUGGGCCCCACAGCACAGAGGCACUGUCAACUUGCUAUGAAAGAAUUGUUUAGGGUUUUUUUUUUCCUUUUUUCUUUUAUCUACCUGCAAGGGACCAGCUUAAAAUUAAAAAUAAAAAAUAAAAAAAAAGUCAGUAAAUUAAAAGGUUUGAAUCUAAAGCAGAGAAAACUGCUUUUAGAAACUAAAAACUGUAACUUAACUUUCUGUAGCCUGGAAAGAAAGCAGAUGGCAUUUCCUGCAGUCAUGUGAUGCAUGCUUGGCUUGCCACAGCUUCAUCACGUUCCUGUACGAGUCGUGUGCUUUCAGUUGCAUUUCCCACCUUUAAGUGCUGCGUUCUGUAUUGAAUGUAUCCUCAUUAUGCUUUACAGGAAGCUUUUGGGUUUCAAGCUUUGGCUACAAUAUUAUUUUACAGUUUCAGAUGAUUCCCAUCAUGACGUUCAGAGAGAGAGCGAGAGACCUUAAAAUGGGCCCUUCUUAAAAGCUGUGUUUUGUAGUGAAUUGAACUGAAUUGAACAUGAUGCACCAGGCUGUGAUCUGUCAUCUGAGACACUGAUUGGUCAUUUUCUGGAUGGCCUCUGUAUAAGGUCGUCAUAGUGGAGACUAGUUCACAGCAGCAUUUUCAGGUUUCAGUUAGAAGUGUUCCCACCCUUAGUUGACGAUCGGCUGGUAAAAACGUUUCUUGUUAUUUUGAAGACAGUGGGGUUUUGAGUUCAGAGGACACAGCAAUGUCAGUAGUGUGAGGUGAUGUUUAUAGAGUAGGUAGCUCAGGUGCCUGGUGCACACUCAACACUCCAUGAACGUUAACUCCUAGUGUUCACUCCUAACCCGGGAGCACACAAUAGUCCUCUAGAGGUUUUUAAAGGGAAACUGAUAAAUUAGUCCCACUCUAUAUUGGAAUUCUCAAUGCGGUGAGAGAGUAGCCUGUGUGUUUCCCAAGAACUUCUCCAAGUUUCAAACACUCAGCACUAUCUGAACAGAACAUUAUUUGUGCCCUUUUCUGUAGAGAAGAAGAAACUAGAGAGGGUGUUGUCACUAGUCCGUUAUCUUGAGCAGUCCGUGGCAGAGCUGAGGCUAGAAUUCAGGAGUCCUGACAUUGUGGCGUUUCUCCACCACACCUGCGGCAGCCUUGUGAGAUGCCAAGGCCAUAGACAAUCAGUGUACAUGGUGCUGCACACUUCUAAAGCACAGGCUCUCAUGGGCCCUGGCUAGCAAGGGCUUGGAUGUUGAGUAACAGUGUAGCCAAACAAGCCUUUAGUAGAAGUUGGUUAUGAAGCAAGCAUAUCGCUAUUCUUCUAGACUUCAGCCACGCAGAAACCUGCACUUUGUAGUUUAAAAUACCAAUUUGAGUUGUUUCAAAACAAAAAGAGAAGAAAACCAGUCCCUACAUUCCUUUUUUGUUCAAAAAGAAAUUUAUUGUUGUGUCAUUUUAAUGACUAUGGGAUAGUGGGAAAGAACCUGGAGAAAUAAAUGCAAUCCAAUUAUAAAGUUGGAUGAUGAAUACCUGUAGAGAAUCCCCUCUGUAGUUUGCUACAGAGUUAUAUAUGAAACUGCUAAAUGAAUCUGUAGAGAUACUGCAAAUGUUUGCUAAUAAUGCAGAGCUGAGGAACUUGGGAAAAUUGGGGACCAGGUUUUUGGUUUCCUUCUCUUUAAGAGGUAGUAAAGUGGUGGCAUGUAAUCCUAGCAGAGAAGAAGCUGAGCCAAGAGCAUCUCAAGUUCCUGACGAACCUGGGCUACAGAACGAGACUUGAAGGAGGGUGGGCUAGUCCCUUGGAGCCCAAAAGCUUGUCUGGGCCCUUGACUGGAAAGUGAAGGCCCUCUUUCUUCUGAUCAGUCAUCUAGUACAUGCUCAACUAGUGUCCUUGCUGUGGUCAGAGCAGACUCAUUUUCUGUUCGUGUUGACAGUAUCUUUUUAAAAAUAAUGUCCUGGGGGCUUGUGGGUAGAGAACUGAUGUACUUGGAGAAUUUCUAGAAUUUCUCUACCAGUUAUAAAUGACAUUGACAUUUAUCAUCUCUUUAAAAAAAAAAAAAAGGUAGCUGGGCUAAACUCACCUAUUAGAUAAUUAUAUACUCAAGUAAAUCAUGUGGAGGCAGGCAGCUUCCAUGCAGCUGCACUCUAUGCUGACCCCCUGUAUUUCUUAGUAAAUCAUGUGGAGGUGACCACAUGCAGCUGCACUCUAUGCUGACCCCCCUAUGUUUGUCUGUCUUUGCUGGUGAUAUCACUGUCAUCGUUAGGCCGUGUCUUGCAGGGGAGUCGAUACUGGGUUGACAGAGUCAUCUUUAUUUCUGUUCUUAAUGAUCGGUUUCAUCCUCUUGCAUGCAUUAACUUGCUUCUCCUGGAUCUGGGACCCAUUCUUAUGCCCUCAGCAUCUGCUAUGGCCAGUACUUUUUAUAUUUCCUAUCAGCUGCCCUAGCUUCGUCAAGUUGGUAGCCCAGUUCUUUGAAAAAUGCCUGUUUGGGUUUUGUUAGGCGUGCAGGAGCCUAGAGCAGGCAGUUCCAAGGGAACCUGUGCACAGACCGGCGGAGGCAGCCCCAAGGUUCCUGUGGCUUCCAUGCGGCGGCGAGCAUUGCCUUCCGAACAGAGAGGCAAGGCCUUGGGAUGCUUCUAGAACUUGGCCCACUCCUACUGUCUCAUGCAGAGUUCCAGUUUUCCAGCUUAGGGGUCAGAAGUGCUUGGAGUUCCGUCACCUGCACUAGUCAGCACAGCACAGCACAGCGGCCCAACUUCUCUGCUGUGGCCUGUGGUCGGUCCCACUACCGAGGAAGCUGGCUUGGUUCACCCUGCUCAGGAGCAUUGGCAGCUGAUUCUUGGCUCCAGCUUGUCUUUAUAAGGCUGCUGCUUUCCAUGCCAUGUGUGUGUCCCAUCUUGACUGUGUGUGCGAUGAUAACUCUUUUCUUUUGGACUAGUUCCCCACGUGACCCAGGAGGCCCCUGUGCUGUUUCCUGGAUAAGGUCUGGGGCAGUUUAUCUUGAUUAGAAGCUGAUAGUGGCAGAGGUCGUGCUCAGAGGUUUGUGCCUUCACAGAUGGGUUCCUGAGUACUGUUGGGAGAAAUACUUGCCUGCGGGACUGGUGUGUGUAACUGUUGAACUAGAUCUGCUUGAAACAGGCUUCACCAGGGCCCCAAGUCCUUGUCAGUUCAGAAGACCCCUCCUUCCCGGGUAAAAUGCCAGCUGGUAAAUUGCUGCCUCACCUUUCUCAGCCCUUGUGAUGAGCUGAGGGAAGGAGACCCCCUUCCAGACCCAUCCUCCCUCCACACACACUUCCUUUGCUCCAUGUACACCUAUAAAUCAGACUAUUCACCCUCCUGGAUAAUAAUCAUCUCGAUUUCCCUGGUGCUGAUAAAUCUGAACACAGUAGCAGAACCCUGUCAGCCAGAGAGGACAGGUGGCACACUGGGUCUGCACACCUGCCACCAUCUAAGGGGAAAGGAAGUAAUGUCCACUUCUCCUCAGACGAUAGCAUCUUUAGGGAAGAAUGGAGCUGUUCUGUGGGUCCUGAGUUACUCAGCUCUUCCCAGAGUACGGACCCUGAUCCUUUAGGACAUGGGAGAGGCAUUGUCAAAUGCUAACAAGUUAGUAAAGGAAUUAGAGAGUUUUGUGGGUACAACUUGCUUGGGCUUGUUUCUGAGGCCCUGAAUAGGAGUUGAACAUCUUGUUUUUAGGGACCAUACAAUUUAGUGGCGAGUAGGAUUUAAUAAAAAUUUCACUUACAUAGGUUCUUAUUUUCAGCAGUUAUAAGUUUAUUGUUGAAUCAGAGACUACUGCAGAAGGCCGCAAUGCUUCAGGGUCAUUAGUUCCCCACAUUAUGCCUGGUAUUCUUAAGACCCAUGCUGUCUGUGUGUUGUGAAUGGUAAGAGUGCUACUGGUCAGGGCCAGGGGAACCAGCAUUCUUCCAUCUCCACGGCUACCUUCCACUAAUACCACCUCAACUCCAUCAUGAGAAGUGUUUGCUGAGACCUUGAGAACUGACCUUCAGGAAAAUGAAUCUUCAGAAACUAAUGAGAAGGGGAGGUACUGGCCCCCGGGCUCCUGAUUCCCUCUUUGAGGCAGCGGCAGUCAUGCAGUGAGCGUGCUGCCCUGCACAGCUCCAGCCACACUGCACGCACAAAGCCGUCCCUCCUGACCUGCACUUUCUUUCUUGCAAUCGGAUUCCGUAAUGACUAUCAGUGGAGAAACCCCAUUUUGUGCUUGCUUGGUAAAAGUAAAUUGGAACGUUUUAUGGUGGUUGAUAGAUAGCCUUUGUCCUAAAACUUGCUAAUUCAGAUUAUUUCAAACCCUAGUGUUUAUACCAAAGGUUACACUGCAGGCGUAGGUGAUGCACAGGGGGGAGCCCACGGUGGGCCCUGUGUGCAUCGCCCAGGGGACACAGUGCCCAGUGAGACCACGUGGGAUCGGUCAUGGGCACACUACCGCUGUGGUCGAGUGUUUGUUCCAAUGGUCACUGUAAUAGAUUUUCUGUAGUUUUUCUAAGUUAAUCCUCUCACUCUGGUGUCUGACUGUGAACUGCUAACAGUGUUAAACUUGAUGUAAAUAAACGACGCCCUUGGCGGGGACUGCUUCCUGUCGCAUCUCA
Molecule: messenger RNA, 10720 nt
Organism: Peromyscus californicus insignis
Lineage: Eukaryota; Metazoa; Chordata; Mammalia; Rodentia; Cricetidae
Gene: Abl2
Product: ABL proto-oncogene 2, non-receptor tyrosine kinase
Exons: 12
Coding region: 39-3584 (1181 amino acids)
Biological process (GO): protein phosphorylation; regulation of apoptotic process
Molecular function (GO): protein binding; ATP binding; non-membrane spanning protein tyrosine kinase activity
Source: RefSeq, a predicted model, not a curated record